Molecule: messenger RNA, 7044 nt
Organism: Chiloscyllium plagiosum (whitespotted bambooshark)
Lineage: Eukaryota; Metazoa; Chordata; Chondrichthyes; Orectolobiformes; Hemiscylliidae
Gene: pdgfrb
Product: platelet-derived growth factor receptor, beta polypeptide
Biological process (GO): positive regulation of kinase activity; multicellular organism development; cell chemotaxis
Cellular component (GO): signaling receptor complex; plasma membrane
Molecular function (GO): platelet-derived growth factor beta-receptor activity; ATP binding; platelet-derived growth factor binding
Source: RefSeq, a predicted model, not a curated record
AUCAGGAUGGACUAGGAAUUUACAAACUCACCACAGUCCUUAAUUUGUUCCAUAUGUAACCUUGCUCGUGUCAGUUUCUCUCUAACCAGGGGCUAUGUGUUUAAACCUGUGAUUCCAGUCACUACAUUUUAUCAGCAAUGUGUCUCCUCUCGAGUCAAACUGUUUAAGAAAGAACUUGUAACUUGGUACUUUUGAAGGGAAUAAAACAGCACCAAUGGGCUGAGAACAUGCUAGACUAAAGCGAGAGAAGGUUUGAAGUCGAUUCAUUGACCGUGAGUCAACUCUUGGCGUGGAGAGGCAGGGCUCUACGACAUCCUUUUUUCAAUCCCACACACAUAUACACACAGAAAAAAAAGUUGGGCAAAUUGCCAGACUGCAAAGGGAAUUGUCUCAGAGUUGGAGCACUCGGGAGGAAAAUCAGUCCUGCUCUCGAUCCUCCCGUCCCAGCACUGAGUUCUUUCUCCGAAAAGUUGCAGGAAGAUUUCAUUUCUGUUCAUCUCUCUCGUGUUGUAUUUUUAAACCACAUUGGGGGGGCCCUCCUCCACCAGACUCGAGGAGUUUCUUACCUCUAUCGCUGAUUUUGCUCUUUUUAAAAGAAAUUCUUUGGAGAAAACUUUUUUUUUUCCCCUCUGUGUGUUUGUCCCCUCCUUCCCCCGUUGCAACCAGACUUCCAGGCGAUUGGAGUUUGAGACUGGGCUGCCAGUAUUAUCCCAGACUACUUCUCUCUACGUUUACUGAAGAAUGGACUUCCCAAAAGGAAAGUUUCCCACCGUCGAGAUCGUCAGCAGCUGCUUCCCACGGUCAUAUUUGAGGACCUCCCCCUUUCGAUGGAGUCUUUUUAUUGCAGUAUACCUGCUGACAUUCACAUUUGGUGAAUGUUCUCAAAGUCACUUGAAACCGAAAGAGAUCAUUCUACAACCGUCGUCCAAUAUCACUCUGAAUUGUUCCGGGAAUGGCCACAUUCAUUGGAGUUAUGAGAAAGUCGCUGAUGUCUAUCCUGACGGCCGUUUUCUGCACAUACGUAACGCGACCAUUUAUCACAACAGAGAGUACACCUGCUUCAAUAAUAAAACCGAGAUAAUGAGCUUUUACAUCUUUGUGCCAGAUCCUAACAUGUGGUUCCUCCCACAACGGCCAGAUGAUAUGAUCAUCAUAAUGGAAAGCUCAGUGUCUUUUAACAUUCCGUGUCUGGUGUCCAAUCCAAAUCUCCAGGUCACUCUACUGCACGUGGAAACUAACACCCUUGUAGACCUGCCAUACAACAACAAGCAAGGCUUUUUUGGCAAAUUCAAAGGUGGGACCUAUGUGUGCAAAGCUACACUAAAUGGAGUGGAGCAACAGUCUGAGAGUUACAUUGUGGACACAUAUGAAGCACCUGACCAUCUUUAUAUUGAACUUCAUGCUGCAAGAACCCUGGUCAAACAGGGAGAACCCAUCAGUGUCACCUGUACUGCAAAUACCAACUUGCUGGAAUAUAAUUGGAACUGCCCAAGGUUGAAGGAAGCUCAAAUAACUGUGUCUGACGGGGCUCAGGAAGUGAACUCCACCCUCUACUUGGAAAGCGCCAUGCUGGAAGAUUCCGGAUGGUACAACUGCAGUGUCAUAGGGUACCACACUCUAAAUCAAUUUGAAGAGAAGGCUCUGCAAAUUACCGUUGUCACAAAUGGAUUUGUUCAUCUCAACACCAAUCUGAGUGCCAUUGAGUAUGCAGAGCUGUCAGAGGUGAAAAUAUUUGUGGUUAAUAUAACUGCCUAUCCAGAACCUACUGUCAAGUGGCUGAAAGACAACGUACCAUUCAACGAAAAGUCCAAUCAAGUGACAUUUACCAAAAAAUCUCUGGGCAAAAACAGGUAUCAGUGCGCACUCCAUCUCAUCCGUGUGAAGGAAGAAGACUUUGGGAAUUAUAGCAUUCAAGUGUGGAAUGCUGACAGCAAAGAUGAGUUUACCUUCUCUUUAAGAGUAAAUGUGCCAGCUAGGAUCCUGGAACUCAAUGACUUUCACCAAAUGAACGGUAUCCAGACUGUGACCUGUGUUACUGAGGGAUUGCCUUUACCAGAAGUCACCUGGUAUACAUGCCGUGACCUGAAAAGGUGCAACAAUAAGGUGGGGAAGUGGAAUCCACUGAAAAUCAACUCCAGUGGAAUUCAGGUGGAGAAGCGGAUCUCUGAGCUGCCGGGAAACCAGGUCUUCCGUGUAGAGAGUGUCCUCAUCCGGAAGAAUGUGGAUGAAACUGCUGCGAUGCGCUGCUCCGCCAGUAACGGCUUUGGGACCGUGAGCCGGGAUGUCAAGCUCAUUUCCCAUGGUAUCCAGUCUCAGCUGGUCACUGUGGCCACCAUCCUGGUUUUGUUGGUCAUCAUUGUCAUCUCAUUAGUGGUUCUGGUUGUGGUUUGGCGGAAGAAGCCUCGCUAUGAAAUUCGCUGGAAGGUCAUUGAAUCCAUCAGUUCGGAUGGACACGAGUACAUUUACGUUGACCCAAUGCAACUUCCAUACGAUUCAAGCUGGGAGUUCCCCAGGAACCAGCUUUCUCUGGGUCGAACGUUGGGCUCUGGAGCCUUUGGCAGGGUGGUUGAAGCAAUGGCCCAUGGACUCGGUCACUCAAACUCCACCAUGAAAGUUGCUGUAAAGAUGUUGAAAACUACUGCAAGGACCAGUGAGAAACAAGCCCUGAUGUCGGAGCUGAAAAUUAUGAGUCACCUUGGCCCCCAUUUAAAUAUUGUCAAUCUAAUGGGAGCCUGUACCAAAGGAGGUCCAAUCUACAUCAUUACAGAGUACUGUCGCCAUGGCGAUCUGGUGGAUUAUCUGUACAGGAACAAACAUACCUUCCUACAGCAAUACGCUGACAAAGGGCAGAGAGAGUCAAACAAUGUCAUCACAAACUCCUACAACGAGAGGAUGAAGAGUUAUGUGGCCCUGUCGUUUGAGAAUGAUGGAGGGUACAUGGACAUGACUAAAGAUGAGAAGCUUGAGUACAUGCCAAUGCUGGAGGCUAAACGUGAACCAAACUACGCUGAUAUCGAGCACCCCGACUACAACAGGCCAUACUCACAGGAGACAAGCUCCCACACUGAGCAUGAGGUCACAGAGAAUAAGCUACUGAUCAGCGAGUCUCCGAUUCUGACCUACACGGAUCUUGUUGGAAUCAGUUAUCAGGUGGCACAAGGAAUGGAAUUCCUUUCGUUGAAAAAUUGUGUCCAUCGGGAUUUGGCUGCAAGGAAUGUACUGAUCUGUGAAGGAAAACUCGCAAAAAUCUGUGACUUUGGAUUAGCACGAGACAUAAUGAAUGAUUCCAAUUAUAUUUCAAGAGGCAGUACCUUUUUGCCUCUGAAAUGGAUGGCACCGGAGAGCAUUUUCAACAACCUAUACACCACACUGAGCGAUGUCUGGUCCUACGCAGUCCUGCUCUGGGAGAUCUUCACCCUCGGUGGGACACCGUAUCCAGAGCUUCCAGUCAAUGACCAAUUCUACAAUGCCAUUAGGCGUGGGUACAGAAUGCCCAAACCUCAGUACGCCUCAGAUGAAAUAUAUCAAAUCAUGCAAAAGUGUUGGAAUGAUGAGUUUGAGAAAAGACCUUCAUUUUCAACUUUAGUAACCCACAUGGGAAACCAGCUCAGUGAGGGUUACAAGAAGAAAUAUGCCCAGGUUAAUCAGGACUUUCUGAAGGGUGAUCACCCAGCCAUAGGUCGCGCCGGGGCUAAGUUCUUCCAAGUUAACGACAACGUGAUCUACUCCAACUGUACUGAGGGGCUGCCCAAUGGCACCAAUAACGGCUACAUCAUCCCAUUGCCGGACCCUGAGCCCCAUGAGGUGCCUACAGACACUAGCAGUCCAAUAGAGAACUCUCCGAGUGAGUCUGCUGCAGGAACAAGGCCAAGUUCCCUUGUGUGUGGAGAGAAUGGAGAGCCGGCUGACUCCAGUGAUUCUGCUCCGGUGACUGAAGACCCUAAGGAGCUUGAGGUGGACACUGAAGCUGACACUACUGUGCUGGACGUUGAGGACAGUUUCCUGUGACCUUCACCUUCUGGAACUGCCUUCACUGCAGAACUUCCUCAGAACUUUCAACUUCGUUUAAAGUGCAAACUCUGUGAGAAAAUCCCAAUUCCAUGCAUUGCCUAAGCAAUCCCUUGGGUAAAACGGUGUAUACAAUAUUGGGAUAAUAAUGUGAAAAUCUUCAAGACGCAAUGAGACCCUUCUGUAAACAUUUCUGUCAUGCAUGAAUUAUGCAUUAGAUUCUGAAAUGUGCAUCUGACCAUUCAUUUCACAUAUUAUUCUCUGGACAUGAAAUUGUCACCGGACCAGGAUUUUGUAUUGGGUCGCAACGUUUGAACAAAAUUCCCAACUCCCUGCCCUACCCCCUCUUGUUUUUCCCGAGAGUCUCUCCGUGUUGAAAUCAAGAGCGAGUGCAUCAUCUCCCACUCCCUGAACUCAUCCCUUCCCUCUUUUCUCCAAACUGUCAGGCCUGUCUUCAAUGCCCUCAUUCUCCCCUCCAAACUACGUAACUCCAUUUGUCCCUCACCCUCCUUUCCUCUUGCAAUUUGUGAGCUUUUAAAACGCAGCUUUGCCACCAAUACAACCCUGUCCGGUUGCAUUUUCUGUCAAAGUCCUUCACUUGCUGGGCUUUGUGUCUCCAGCGAGAUUUAUCCAUCUUCUUAAGAGAGUUCCAGUGCAUCCCAGUCUUCCCUGGUUUUGGAAUCUGGGAAAUUUAAACUUGGCAUUGAAUUGGAGUGCUUGUCCAAUGUUAAGAUACAUAAAGCUCAGCCCAGGACAAUAUUAUGGAAACAAUGAAGAGGUCACUGCGCAAUAUGAGCUAUUAUGCAGUUUAUAUUAGACCAGACUAUACAGUACUUUGAACCCACUGAUCCAAAUGAGGAGAAACUAUUUUAAUGCCAUUUAACUAUUUUAGUAGCAAUUUGUCUUCAGAAUGGCUUGUUUCUUCACAGUGGGACCUAACUCUGGUUCUGAACCAGAGUAGAAAUAUUUUCAGGGCAACAUCAUUCAGAUAGAAGCCAGAGCAGUUAUUAAGUUUGUGUUAUACUACAUUUAUUGAGAUUAUUCCUUUCCAUUACAUUUUCACCUUAUAAGUAGCAAUUUUUGCACAAUUGAGACUAUAUAAAGGAAUUAUUUUUUUCUUUUUUAAGCAAAUAUUUUACAUAUACUUUUGUCAUGCCAUUUUGUUUGUUUUGAAAACUUGCAGUUUUGUUGCUCCAUGAUGUUAAUGUCUUCAGAUGCUCUUGCCUGUGUGUGCGAGAUGCAGGGGAGAUUUAAACAUAAACUCCCUGAAAAGUGAAACAGUAUUAAUGUAACUCACGCAGCUAAACCAUCAAGAACCAUAACCAAGACCAUAAAUAGGGCAGGCUCAGAUUUCAGCAGAUGAAAGGUCAUUUUCAUUUUCCUGGACCAAAGAUUCCUGAAGAGAGUUGAUGAUUAAGGAGUGUGGAUAUGCUGAAAAGGAAGCAAAUGAAAUGAAUUGGAAGAUUAUGCUGAUAGAUUAACAGCAGUUUUUGAUGAGGAUUAACUCCAGCAUGGUGCACUGGGCUGAAUGGCCUGUUUCUGAACUGUAUAUUCUUGGAGAAUUGCAUUUGUUCAAAAAUAACUCCAUUCCAUUUUCCAGGGGAACAGUCAGGAAUGGGAAAAACAUCCAUUCAAAGAUUGUUGAUUUUUCUGUGAGCAUUUGUUGGCGAUUAUUUGGAGUUUAGUCUGUGGCUGUUCUCACUUGGUUAUUUUUAGCUUCCUGUGCAUCUUGAUUUAAACUUGCCUUAUUUGCUGUUCUUUUUCAUUUGUUUCAUCUGUGUGUGGAAGGAGAGGAUGUUGUUGAGACACCCAUCACCACCAGCGACAAGCACUGUUUGAGAAUAGUUCCACUGAAAUUUGACACUGACUAGACCUCCCUCUAUCCUAGCACUGGGUUUCAGCUUCCACCUGGAAAUUGGGAUUGAUAGAUUCAUAGCAUCCCUCCAGUAUGGAAGUGCACCAUUCAACUCAAUGAGCUCACAUUGACCCUCCAAAUAGCACCUUCCCCUCUUCCCCCUGCGUUUACCAUGGCCAAUCCACCAAACCUGCAUAUCUUUGGGUUGUGGGAGGAAACCCACACAGACAAGGAGAGAAUAUGCAAACUCCACACACACAGUUGCCCAAUGCUGGAAUCGAAACCAAGUCCCUGGCGCGGUGAGGUAACAGUGCUAACCACUGGGCCACCAUGCCGGUAGAUACUGUUGGAUAGGAGUGUUAGGGGUUUAUGGAACCAAGGUAGCUCGAUACACUUGAGACAUACCCAACAGCCAUGAUCUAACUGAACGACCGGAAACUGAAUGACAUCCUCCUGUUUGUUCUUUCUAUGUUUUGAUAUUCUCCAUUGUCCAUAAGACAUAGGAGCUGAAAUAGGCUAUUCAGUGCAUAGAGUCUGUUUCUCAAUGCGAUCUGAUAAACCUCAACUUCACUUUCCUGCCUCUUCCCAUAACCUCUGGUUCACUGACUGAUUAAAAAAGGUCUAUUUCAGCCUUCAGUCCAGUUAGGGAUAGUCUUUUAAAAUGGGUACACAACCCUGUAGAACUGGGUUGAGUCUCACAAGGCUCUUAGAGUCAUAGAGAUGUACAGCACAGAAACCGACCCUUCGGUCCAACCCGUCCAUGCCGACCAGAUAUCCCAACCCAAUCUACCUUGUCCCAUGAGUGAGUAUUGGGUUCCAAAUCUAAACAAGAGUGAGAGGUCAAUGUGCUCAUUCACUAUACCAUCUGGCUCUCUAAACUGUAGUUUAAAACUGUCUCACUGAUAUUGAUCCUUACAUCUUCCGAACAUGCCAUUGUAUCUUUCAUGGUCAUUACUUUAUUGAAAAUGUCACAAUAAUAAUUCAACUUCUUCACCGAUCGUGUGUGCGCGCGCACAUGCAUGCAUUUUAAAUAGACUGAUGUUAUGGUGGGAAUUGAAUUACAUCCUUUCUCCAGUAGGUACAAAGGGUAUUUUUAUUUAGAAAGAGCUUAAAAAUACGGGGUAGACUAUUUUGGACAGAGAUGAGGAGAAACUUCUUCACCCUCCACCCCAGAGGGCAGU